GCCAAUGUGCUCGAAACGAAACUAGAGAAGGCCAAGAAGGAGCUCAAGGAGGCCGAGCAGAAAUACAACGCCAAAGCAAGCGUCCAGGUUACCGUAUACGGUGUUUGUGUGGCUGGCGGAUGUCCCAGCCUGCAGGUGCCUGAUGCACAAGAGGCCAUCCAGGACAUCCGCUCCCCAAGCUGGACUGUACACUCUCCAAGAACGAUGCUUCCACAGCUCAUCGCGCGCAAGGAGGCCAAAGCCGCAAUCCUUAGGUACAUCGAGGGGGCCCUUUCACAGGAUGAGUGCUACUGGGAGCCGGCGUCAAGGAUAAAAAAGUGCGCCAUCCUGACGACGGCCGGCAUUAAGGGCACGGGUAAGACUCGAGUACUUCACGAGAUGUGCACGAGCUGGCUGCGCGAAACCGGGGCGAAGGCGGCUCUGACCGUGGACUUCAAUGGGGGGAGCUAUUGGGACCACAGCAAACCUGCAACCGAAGUUUUUUCAAAGCUCCUCCUUCAGCAGUCAGGCAUGCCUGCGGAUAAAGCAGAAAAUUGCGCGCGCGUUCUUCCUUGGAAGCAGGUGAUGCGGUGUUUGCGAGAGAAGCUGAAUUUGGGCGACGAGGACCUUCUGCUGGUAGGCAUCGAUGAGAUUCGGCAGUUGGAGACCCUGGCUGGCAAAGACAGGGCUGUGCGACUAAUAUCCGACCUCGUGGGAGCCCAGGACGAGUACCUCCUCCAAACAAGCAGCUGCCCG
Symbiodinium sp. CCMP2456 is the source of this 735-nucleotide messenger RNA. Lineage: Eukaryota; Dinophyceae; Suessiales; Symbiodiniaceae. The record is from the annotation of a GenBank genome assembly.